Molecule: messenger RNA, 3991 nt
Organism: Etheostoma cragini (Arkansas darter)
Lineage: Eukaryota; Metazoa; Chordata; Actinopteri; Perciformes; Percidae
Gene: cavin2a
Product: caveolae associated protein 2a
Exons: 2
Coding region: 210-1625 (471 amino acids)
Cellular component (GO): caveola; cytoplasm
Molecular function (GO): protein kinase C binding
Source: RefSeq, a predicted model, not a curated record
GUGUGUGUGUGUGUGUGGGGAGAAAGAUAGAAAUGGGGCGUGGAUGCCGAUUUAACUUCGAGAAGUAACACACCCUCUCUUCAGUUCCCAGCUGGAGCAAGUGACAGCAGCAGCACGAGAGAGUAAAACUCGGUCUGCUCUUAGGCUACACCAUUACGUUUUAGGUGAACUACCCCCAUUAAAGCGGGACAUUUAACCACCUGUGAACCAUGGAAGAAGACGCGUCCCACCCCGAGCAGUCGAACAGCAUCUCCGGCAGCACCCACACCAUCCCGCAGCAGCAGCCCGAAAACACGGAGCUCCUUAUCCCGAGCUUCAGCCCGUCGUCCGCCCCGUCCUCUCCGACCCCGACCGGCACCCUCUCCCGGCUGGGCUUGAAAAGUCCGAGCAGCCCGAGUGCGGUGGCGCCGGGCAGCCCGGUCGACCGCGGCCAGGUGAGCGCCAUCACCGUGGUGGCGCUGCUGGACAAGCUGGUCAACAUGCUGGAGUCGGUGCAGGAAAACCAGCAGCGGAUGGAGCAGCGGCAGGCCGACCUGGAGGGCGCUGUGCGGGUCGUGCAGGGGGACGUGACCCGCCUGUCCAAAACACACAUCAGUACCUCCAACAGCGUCACCAAGCUGCUCGAGCGCUCCCGCAAAGUCAGUGGGCACCUGAAGGAUGUGAGGGAGCGCAUGGAUAAACAGGCGGUCCAGGUGAAGAAGCUGGAGGCAAACCACAGCCACCUGCUGAAGAGGAACCACUUUAAAGUGCUUAUUUUCCAGGAAGACAAUGAGAUCCCCACUAGUGUGUUAGUCAAGGACUCCCUCAAGACCCCACAACCAAGCCAGUAUGACGCCGAAUCCAUCCGUCCUGCUGCGUCUGUUGCUUGCUCGGUUGAUGGCAGCCAUGCCCCUGAGGGUCUUCAGACCAUUAGCCUGUCCUCCGAUGACGACGAUGGUCUUCCAGCACACCUUGAGGAGGACGAGAUGUUUCAGUGCGAUGCCGCAAUGGGCACUUCCCACACAUUUGAGAGAAGGGCUGACAAGUUCAAGCGCAACAGCCUGAAGAAGGUUGAUAGCCUCAAGAAGGCCUUCUCGCGCCAGAGCAUCGAGAAGAAGAUGACCCAGAUCACCACCAAGAUUGUGCCGCCGGAGAAGCGUGAGAAACUCAGGAAGAGCCUUACCCCUAACCACCCCAAGAGCCCGACUGCCAAGUCCUCCUCUUUUAAGGUGUCUCCCAUGACUUUCAAUGUCAAGAAGGUCAGAGAUGGGGCAACCCCCACGCAAGACAUGGUGUCACCUGGGGAAGAAGCCCAUGUGGAGAUUCCUGCUCUGGAAAGCUUAGAUGGUGAGAGUCCUUUGGCAGAGGUGCAUACCCAAGAAGGUGUUGUGGAGCAGAUUCGGGAGAUGCUGAGUCCCUCCACCCCAGAGAGCAUGAAGGCAGAGCUGGCUAUCAAUGGAGAGGCCUCAAGCAUCGAGGGGGAGAUGAAUGGUGAUCGUAUUGCUGGCCUGGCAGUUCCAGAGCUUGAUGGAGAUGUUGACGCGGAGGAAGAAGAGGAGGAGGAAGAAAAACACAAAAGUCCUGUUAAGCCAGCAGCAGAUGCCCAGAUUCCCACAGCACCAAUUGCUGUAGAGCAAGUGUCUUAAUAUGAUUUUGAUUUUUUAAAAGCAUCAAUUAAAGUUUCUUUUCUUGCUCAAUUUUUCUGCACCCUUCAGGCACACAUGUUCGUUCUACUGUAAACUCUGUCUUGUCUGGUCUUCCAUAUAAACUAGACACAUACUCACGGCUUCCUUGGACUAUUCCUGCAACACUACCUUUAUUAUUACCAUCUUGGUCUAAAAACCUUGACACAGACUGUAUAAGCAACAUGGUUGACAACUAGACCCCACAGUGUAUCAGCAUCUGGUGCAAGUGCUUCCUGAACCCUGGAACAGGGUUGGCCAGAGAAAGUACCAUUGCACCAACACACCAUAACUCACUCCCAUCAGCUGGUGCCCACCUCUUUAACAGCAGCACAUCUCCAGGGCGCUGGGCCAACUAUCUCCCUCCUGCUGUGUUUGUCUGCCACACAAGCUCUUUUCCUCACUGACAAAUAGCCUCUUCAUUCUUUGUGUUGUUUUUUGUGUGUGAAAAAAUAGUAAAUCUUUGGCAACAGUGGUACUGCCAACCGCCUGUGGAUGCAGGGUGUUGCCAGGUUGUGCAAGAGUUGGAAUGGGAAGUUUCCGGGUUUUUUUCAAGUGAAAAGGUCCUGGGGUGUUUUGUGGUGAACUAGAGGUGUUUUCUAAGUUCUUCGGGCCUGUGCUUAAAAAAGGCCAGAUCUUAAAUAACGGGGGACUAAACUUAAGACGUCAAUGUUGCGCUUACUUGUUUCCUGUUCUUCACCUGCGCUUGUCAACAUGUUUGUUACUUCCUAGAGAGAUCUAAGUCAUCAUUUCCGAAUAUGACCUACCUUGAACACCACAUGAGUUGCGUGUGGUACUUUAAAAUAUUUUAGUAAUUAAUGAUUGCCAAUUAAGUAACCUCCAGGUGUUAAAAAUUAUAAAAGAUUGCAUUUGUAAUAGCCUAAAUGACCUUGUGAACACCAAUCAAUAGUCUAAGAAAGGUCAAAUAUACAUUUUAUUGCAAUAACAUGUUUGUGCUAAAUUUACACUGAUGCAAAUGAAGGAAAUCAAUGCAGAAUAGAAGCUACUCUAAAUGCCUAGAAAAAUGCAUUAGUGAAAGAAAGAACCCUGCAGGUUUCAAUACGGACAUACUAAAUGUCCCUUUUAUAGCCCCUUUGUCUUUUCUGCAGGGCAACUUUGUUUAUGUUCAGGAAUUCUAAUUUUUUUUUCUUUCUAUGUGAGGCACACUAAUCUAGGUAUUUACAGCGUAAACACCAUAAACUGGCCUUUGUGAUAACUGCCCUUGAGUGUGUGUACUUCAUACAGUAAAUGUUGUAUCUGUGAAUUUGUUUUGAGUUAUGCUAUCCUGUCUUUUUCUUUGAGGAGUUCAUAUAUUGCGUGGUGAAAUCUUUCAUAUGUUGAAGACAAAAACACUAUCUUGUACUUUUGACGGGGCACCGUCAGUAAAUCUCAAUCACACACACACACACACACACACACACACACACACACACACAUAUACACUAGAGUGCCUUUUAGCUUUCACAAGCUGGUAUGAGAAAUUGCAGUCCUGAAGCGAUGCAUUCCUAUGUUUUUGUAGAUAAGGUUGAUCGUAAAACGUGCCUGAAGUCUUUUUUUUUCCUUCUUCUGAGAAAUUCCUUGCAGCUAUUACUUUAUGGGGAAUAGUCAUGGAUUAAUACCAACUACAUAAAAGCUGAGAAAAUGUCAAGUUAAAGUGGGCACAAAAUUAUUCACUAUCAUUCACAAUCAACUUUGUGUACGGUAGUCGUCUCUGCCUGAAUGUGACCUUCAUCGUGUUGCACAUCCCUAGUGCUAUGCCGGCUGUAGUUACAAAUGUCCAAUGCCAUGACUCCCUAAAAAUAAUUUAGCAAGUGAUGCCAAGUUCCAAGGGUCCAGAUACAAGGGAGGUCACAGGAGUUGAUAAAGGCAUAGGACAGCAUUCCUAGCUUUGACGGAUGAGUCCUCUUCAGCCCGUAUUUCAUGCUCUUGCCUUGCCUCUUGGCCUCCUUGUUGAGACAGCGCAAAGAGAGGAAGACACUCUCUGGAGCCACAGGUGUUCUGCCCCUGUGAAGGCUCCUGGGCAUGAGUUUGAAGUGAAAGGGGACAAGUGUUGUUGUUGGUAAGUGUGGAAAAGGACUUAAGUUGUUGGAAAGGAUGAUAAAGUUGCCUUGGGUUUAGGCAUAUGUAUGUAAAAGUGUGAGAGUCUGAAAUACAUAAGACCUUUGGAACUGAAAUACAUUGUAAGGGGUAUACAGACCAAUCUCUGGCACUGCAGGUUUCCAUUACCUAGACCCCACUAUACAUCCAAUAUAUUUCUUCUAUCUAGCAAUGGAUUCCUAACUUGAACUGAAAGUCAAAAUAUGGUGCCCCACAUAUUUUAAUAUUUUAUG